This is a messenger RNA of Lachancea lanzarotensis, 1398 nucleotides long. It is a transcript of the gene GFD2, whose product is annotated as LALA0S11e00914g1_1. Bases 1 to 1398 code for a protein of 465 amino acids. Lineage: Eukaryota; Fungi; Ascomycota; Saccharomycetes; Saccharomycetales; Saccharomycetaceae. Gene Ontology annotation, cellular component: nucleus. Gene Ontology annotation, molecular function: nucleic acid binding. The transcript has a single exon. The record is from RefSeq and is a predicted model, not a curated record.
AUGCUCAAAAAGUGGAGUUUUUGUCGCACAGCUUUCCAAAAAUUCAGUACAAACGUCAGCAAGCCUAAAACCAGCCAAAUGCCACCUUUAUCUCAGUACUCCAGAAAAAAUAACCAGCGGGAGCCUAAUGCCAUCUUUGUGAGAGGUGCCAAGGCGUCACGGGGAUCCGAAAACAUCAGUGCGUACUUCAGAGCAGCAGCUGGCGUAUCCAACGACAUUGGACUAUCCAAGGCUCGCAUGCUUGAAAACAAACACUUCAAAAGCCUCACUACUAUCCCUUACACCCCGUUCCCUGCCAGAAACGCCCAUAUCAGUAAAUAUCUGGAUUCGAUUGCGAAAUCGUAUCGGAAGCAAUGGAAUAGGUCAGAAAACGAGCUACAAAUUAAAACAGAUGCGCUGAUCGAAGAAGCUCGCGAAGAGGAUCCACUUUUCCCCAUCUUAGAGCCAGAACUCGACGAGCGGGUUCGAAAAGCGCUGCGUAAACUUACCAACAGUCACACACCCAAAAUCAACACAGUGCCUGGAAAACCGGAGUUCGAGUACCUUUCAAAUGCGAUAAGGUACCUAACCUCGCAGCGGACUAUCUGUCUGUGUGUUGAUGUUGAGGCAUUCGAACGGAACACCAAUGUAGUGACUGAAAUCGGCAUUUCCAUCUACGACCCGCGCGAAAGUCAGUUUUCCACUGUUCCAAUCCUGCGGACGUACCAUUUGAUUGUUGCAGAAUCCUUAAAGAUGCGGAACGGCAAAUUCGUUUGCGAUUUAAAGGAUUGCUUUCUCAAAGGGGAAAGUUAUGUGAUGUCGUUGAGCAAUUGCGUCAAUUUCAUACAAACUUUGAUAAACUACUACAUGGUCACGGAAACCGCAGCGGAACGCACCUGGGAACGUGCCUUUGUAGGUCACAAUGUCAAGGGCGACCUCAAAUGGCUUUCUAGCAUUGGAGUGCAAAUCCCCCGGAAUAUCGACUACAAUCUGAACCAGACCUCCGGUGACCAAAGUCUACGCGUGCUCGACACCGAGCGGCUAUUCAAGAUCUCGUACGGAAGCAAGGGAUCGAGUCUGGGCAAGAUUCUGCGUCUCUUCGAAGUACCGCAUGCGUUUUUGCAUAACGCGGGCAACGACGCUUACUAUACGUUGAAGCUGCUUCUGCAUAUGUGUGACAUACAAUACCGCAAGCUACUGGGGAUGGACGAUUUCUAUGGUGUAGCGGCUAAGAUUGAGAUGUGGGCAAAGCGGGACGCGAUCGAGGCUAGGAUUUUGCCGUUAUCGUACGUGAACGCGGCGAUCGAAUUCACAGACCCAAAUAUCAAGAAGAAGACAGUACACCAAACCGAAUUUGGCGGUUGUGUGUGGGUGGAUGACCCCAUUGCAUCUUUAACGGGUCAGAAAGUCAAGAUAUAG